This is a messenger RNA of Chrysemys picta bellii (western painted turtle), 966 nucleotides long. Lineage: Eukaryota; Metazoa; Chordata; Testudines; Emydidae. The record is from RefSeq and is a predicted model, not a curated record.
UGUGUGCAUCGCUCUUGCCACUCUUCCUUCCAUUUCCCCCCCUGACCCCAACUCCAUUUUCCUUCCCAGCCAGGGCACAGAUGCCCUUUGCCCUCCCAAUCUCCGUGCCCAUGAGUGUUUGAAUAACACAAGACAACAGGAGUGAAUCUGAGGCUAAGCCCCCAUAGCGGCAAAACCCCCGACCCCACAAAAGGGCCACAAAAAUCGUGAGCCAGAUCAAAACUGCUAAUCUGCCAACUGAGCACAGCCCAGGGUCACAGAAGAGAAGAGGGUGGGAUUUGUGAAAGUUUGUUUCACUUUCCUUCUCGGAAACAAAGGAAAGGAAACUCCCUGCCCGUUGUCUCAGGGCAAAAAGCCAGCAUGGCAAAGCCCCUGAGAGACCAUCUGUUCGACACCAUUAGAGAGCUGGGCGAGUCGGACUUGAAGACAUUUAAAGACAAGCUGAACAAUUUCCAGCCCAAGCCAGGUUAUAACCGUAUCAAAUGGGGAGAGCUGGAAAAAGCAGAUGCUGUAGAAAUCACUCGCCUGCUGGUCAGCUACUACAAGGAGGAUUACGGGGUGGAAGUGGCCGGGAAGGUGCUGGAGGACAUGGACAAGAAGAACCUGGCACACAACCUGCUCCAGGCCACAGGGAAGGGUGGCGCCCAGCAGACACCAGCACCGACCAGCAGCACACGGACCAGAGUCACAGCAGGUGUAGCCGCCCCCAUACCCAGGGAACACAGGCCAGGCUCGUCCAGGGCUGGAGACUCAGGAGACGAGAUAGACCUACGAUAACAUCGAGUUCUGCGCUGAAGCCUUCGCAGCAGACGUGACGCAGUGAAAGAGACGACUAACACUGGACCGUGCCCUGCUGCUCUACCAGCUCCCACUGGCCAAGGAAACCCAGAGCCUUUUCAGUCGUACCAACUGGCCAGGAUAUUACAUUCCAUAUUUUUGGUCAAUAAAACAAUUGCCUCUUUUUAA